Doryrhamphus excisus (bluestripe pipefish) is the source of this 3640-nucleotide messenger RNA. Its product is annotated as protein PHTF2. Gene Ontology annotation, cellular component: endoplasmic reticulum. The record is from RefSeq and is a predicted model, not a curated record. NCBI's taxonomy places the organism in Eukaryota, Metazoa, Chordata, Actinopteri, Syngnathiformes, Syngnathidae.
UACGGCAUAGUGAAGUGAAGCUGUGUUUUUAUCACAGCGAUCCUGAGAGACAGCCAGACAACCUAAAAGGCUUGCAGACGAGCAGCAUCUCUUUAACAAACAUGGCUAGCUAGAUCCCGACUAGAUUUAACUCAUUUUUAAUUUUUUUUUAGCUUGUGAGCGGCCACACCGGGGAAAAGCCGUCAAGAGAGUCUUAAGAUGCCCUAGACGGCGAGAGGGGGACAUGUAAAUGGCUUCCAAAGUAAAAGAUGCUGUGGUGUGGUACCAGAAAAAGAUUGGCGCCUACGACCAGCAGAUAUGGGAGAAGUCUGUGGAGCAGCGAGAAAUCAAGUUUAUAUCGCUGGGCCUGAGGAACAAGCCAAAGAAGACCGGACACGUCAAACCAGACCUGAUUGAUGUGGACCUAGUUAGAGGCUCAGCCUUUGCGAAGGCCAAACCAGAGAGUCCAUGGACCUCGCUGACACGGAAGGGUAUCGUACGCGUCGUCUUCUUCCCCUUCUUCUACCGAUGGUGGAUCCAGGUCACUUCCAGAGCCAUCUUCCUCUUGCUGCUGGCGCUCUACCUGCUUCAAGUGGCGGCGGCCUUCCUCUACGUGAGCGUCCCUCAGCCUCAUGGCGUACCUGCCACUGAGGUGUUCGGCGCCAUUUGGCUGAUGCUACUGCUGGGCACCGUGCAUUGUCAGAUUGUCUCCACCAGGACGCCGAAGCCUGUCUCCGGUGGCGGCGGGAAGAGACGCAGGAAGUUGAGGAAAGCCUCUCAGAUGGAGGUGCAUAGGGAAGGUGACGGCUCUAGCACUACCGAUAACACACAAGAGGGGGCGCCACACUCCUACUCAGCCGACGCCACGUACAGCCUGGGCACUCUCUUCCACGAUUUCUGGCAUGAUCUCUGUAAAGCUGGGUCCAAGAAGACCAAGCUAUCCAUCGACAAGUCCACAGAAACCGACAACGGCUAUGUGUCGCUCGACGGUCGUGUCACCAACCGCAGCAGCGAGGAGGGUCUCCAACUUCACCAUGAAGUCUUUAACCGCCUUGAUGAGGUGUGCUGGGCAACCCGUGGUCCGCCAUCGCAUGCUCACGCUGCCCGUAGCAUCACCCGUAACAAAGGGCCUGCAUCCGACGAGGCAUCCAGUGAGGAGGACCCCGAGGCCUCUUAUAUUGCCUUACAUAGGGGAGUCGAGAGGCUCAACGCCGACUGCUCGCUACGAAACCGCAAGAGCACACACUACAAGAAACACUACAUUGUGGAGGAUGUUCCUAAGUCCGGCACCAGCUGUAGCUCCAGGUGCUCCAGCCUUAGGACUCAGGACUCAGAGAGCACUCGCCACGAGUCCGAGACAGAGGACCUGCUGUGGGAGGACUUCCUGCACUGCGCCGAGUGCCGAUCAUCCUGCACAUCGGAGACGGAGGGAGAAGGUGGCGGCGCUCCAAUAUGUCCUCCCACCAAGAAGGAAUACAGGGAUGACCCGUUCCAUCAGGGCCACACCCCCUGGCUACACAGCUCCAAUCCAGGCUUGGAGAGGGUGAGCGCCAUCGUGUGGGAGGGCAACGAGUGCAAGAAAGCCGACAUGUCCGUCCUGGAGAUCAGUGGCAUGAUCAUGAACCGAGUGAAUCUGUACACCCCAGGGAUUGGGUAUCAGGUUUUCGGGAAUCUGGUGUCGGUCAUACUGGGACUCACCCCCUUUGCCUACAGACUGGCUCAGCACCGCGACUUGGACCAGCUCACCACGCUCUCAGCCAACGAGCUGCUGGCCGUGGCGCUGGGCGGCGGCUCCGGGUCGGAUGCCAUGGUGGUUACCAUGGUAACAGUGAGCUUCGUGGUGCGCGUGUGCCUCAUCUGGCUCUUCUUUUUCCUGCUCAGCGUUGCAGAGAGGACCUACAAGCAGAGGCUACUCUUUGCCAAACUGUUUGGUCACCUGACUUCAGCCCGUAGAGCCCGGAAGUCCGAAGUUCCUCAUUUCCGACUGAAGAAAGUGCAAAACAUCAAGAUGUGGUUGUCGCUACGCUCCUACCUCAAGCGUCGGGGUCCUCAGCGCUCUGUGGACGUGAUCGUGUCCUCCGCCUUCUUGUUAACGCUCUCUGUGGUCUUCAUCUGCUGUGCGCAGCUGCUACACGUCCACGAAACAUUCCUGGAAUGUCACUACAACUGGGAAUUAGUCGUCUGGUGUUCCAGCCUGUCCCUCUUCCUGCUCAGGUUUGUCACCUUGGGCUCGGAGACCAGCAAGAAGUACAGCAACACCUCCAUCUUGCUCACCGAACAGAUCAACUUAUACCUGAAGAUGGAGAAGAAGCCCAACAAGAAGGAGGAGCUCACGCUGGUCAACAAUGUCUUGAAACUGGCAACCAAACUACUCAAGGAGCUGGACACCCCCUUCAGGCUGUACGGUUUGACCAUGAACCCGCUGCUGUACAACAUCACCCAGGUUGUCAUCCUGUCCGCCGUGUCUGGCGUCAUCUCAGACCUGUUAGGGUUUAACUUGAAGCUGUGGAAGAUCAAGUCGUGACAGGAAGUUGGCGACUCACUCACUCACUCGGCAAGCGACUGAAGAAGACGUAUCAUCACUUUGUGCAAUUGACAAGCUAUUUAGCCGCUCAGUGUUUCAACGUUUUAUUUAAAUGUUCUAUUUAUGAUGUCACUCCGCGCACGCCGCGUACGGACUUCCGUUUUUUUUUGGUUUGCUUUUGGUCAGCACAGUCCCCGUGUGCUGCGUUCACAGGCGCUUUUAUGCUCGUGUUUGGAGUUCUUUAUUUAUGCAUUCUGGUUUUGUUUUUUGUUUUUUAAUAAUAAUCAAGACGUUACAGAGAAAUAUUUGGUACGGUCGCUUCAAUGAUUAGGCCACUCCUCCUGUCAGCUGACCUGUCAUACACGGCUUUUAAAGGGCCAGACUGACAGACAACAAAUAUUGAUGACAUUGAUACAAAUUUCAAGCUUGUCUAAAAAAAAUAAAAAAAAAAAUACAAACAGGGAAUUGAAAUACUUAAACACCAAUGAGGUAUUUUUUUUAAAUAUAAUUGUACUUUUAUUUUGUAUUAUUUAUUUAGCUGCCCUGUUUUGAGUCGCUGACAGUAUUUUAUUACAACAUGUUCCAAACCAAUCAGACGUCAUCAGGCGUGUCUUUAAGAAUGUCAGCAAUAGUCGAAUAUUCAGUAAGAACAAGCUUGUUUUUUGUUUUUAUUUUUUAUUUUUUUUACUUUUCAGUAUUAAGUUGUCACAUCCGACUCGACUUUUGUCAAUUCAAAACCAUGCACUUUAAAUCCACAAAACGUACAGUGAAGUCAUAUUUGCAUCAGUCCAAUCACAUUUUGGCAUAUUCAUCAUGUUUGUGUCUGAAGGAAAGACCAAAGUGCUUACUUUUAUUGCUCCUUUUGUUUUUCUCUCUUCUGCUAAAAGAAUGUAUUUUCAGCUUUCAGUUGUCGUUUUGCUGUACUUUUCCAUAAUUUGUGCUUUUUGUUUUUUUGGUCUCUUUAUUUCCAUAUGUUGACGAUUUUGUCCCGCAACUUUUGGGAGAAAAAGGCAUGUUUUAUUGUGUUAUUUUUUUUUAUGGAACAAAGAAGUGUGACUAAUUUAAGACUUUUUGAGAGCAAACUGGUCUGUUGACACCUCUAUGUUUUUUUUAAUAAAAUCAAAAGCUGGAUGAUAA